CCCAUGUCGUGCCUCUCCUGGUAGCACCUUACUGCUGGGUAUGAAGAGGUUGUCUGUGCUGCUGGUGGACUGCAGGAAAACAACGGGGCUGAGUGGAACUGUGAGAGGUGGAGAUGAAAGGAGCAGAUUUAACUCAUCACGAAAACAAAGAAGGAUCCCUAUUGUGUGCAGAUUUUGCAUGAAGAACCAGGAAAAUAUCUCUAUACAUCUCAGCAGAGUGUGCAUGAAGACAGAAUCAAAACAAAAGAUUGAUCAGGAAGUUCGUAAUUCCCGCGAUUCCAUGAUAGACCAUCUUUGGCACGGCAGGAUCAUUGACUACAGAAUACUCAGCUCUAUUGUGACACAACAGGACGCACUCCAACCUCUGAUUAAGAAUCGUGAACAAAUGGGUCAUUUUGUUACGAACAAGCCACAAGACAAACAAAUAACUGGCCAAGUGGAAGUGGCUCAAGUGUUGGCACCAACUACAGAUGAAAAUAUAGAUGAAGACUCAGACGUCAACAUGGACGAUGACCAGUCGGCGUUGUACCAACCACCAUUGAGCCAGUCAUGGGACACCACACUGAGAAAGGGGAUGCAAAGCAGUGGUUUAUACCAAAAGCACCCUCUGGAUUGUGAUCUGCUGGCUGGAUUUGGGAAAUAUCUCCGCUACGACAACAACAUUCCCAAUUUCAAACAGGAGGUUGCAAAUGUGUCAAGGUUUUUGUUUUACAUGGACUCAAACAAACCAUCGCUGGAUUUUCUUAGUAACUUGGAAAAAAGCAGAUCAUUUUUUACCAAGCUUGCAGACAUUGGACAGAAGAAGCAAACCACUGCCAACUACAUGAAGAAUUUGAGGAGAUUUAUUCGCUACAUCAUCACCAUUACAGACAGAGCCGUGUUUGAGCAAUGCAAGCAUUUCCUCCAAUGCUUGAAUGAACUGCAGAAGUCCAUGAGCAAGCAGGUGUCUCGGCAAAUUACUGUGAAAAGAUGCAUACAGAUGGUGUCAGUUGCGAAGACACCAAAAGAAUGUUGGGAAAUUUUGAGGGUGGCGAAGAACGAAUUUCUGUGUAUCAUUGGGAAGGCCAUGAAUGAAGAAUCCUUGCUGGAAACUGAACAACUGCAUGUUCUGUACUACCUUGAGUCUCUGCUCAUGCUGAAACAUCUCCAGAGGGCUGGAGUGAUCAAACAUUUGACCCUGAGCGAAUGGCUCUCAAGGAGCGCCUGCAAGUUGCCAGAUGGGGAGAAUUGGACUGUCAUCGGUGUUAAGAAGCACAAAACAGCAACACAGCAAGUUGCAACCAUUUUGUUAGAUGAGGAGGAAGAUGCAUGGUUGGAUGUGUACUACCGACACGUUCGACCAGCUUUUCUUAAAAACUCUGAUGACAUGCAAGAAGAUGAGAGAUUCUUCAUUUCCACAACCGGGAAACCGAUCUACAACCCAUCCAAUGACCUCCAAAGGUUUCAUGCCAAAUACAACUUGCCCAACAUCACGAGCCAGGUAGCAGGACAAGUUUUGGAGACAAAUACCAAAGCCAGCUUCACAGACCAAGAGAAGUCCCUUGUUGCUGACUACUUGGCCCAUAAAACUGCUACAGCUGAGAAGCAUUACUGCUGGAAGACAACAGUCAAUGCCUGCAUGGGAAUGAAGCUGAUCUCCAAAGUUGCCAUGUCCAUUGAAUCUGAUAGUGAGACUGCAGGCCCCUCCUGUGUGAGCAGAAGUAGAAAAGGCGCAUUGUCCAGCAGCAAAAAGUUGGAUGAGGCACAGACCUGGAAACUCUUCUAUGAACACUUCCCUGUCACAAUUGAUGGACAAUCAAUCAAGACCAAGGACAGACGACUGAUAGCAGGAACGCAUGAGAGAUACUGCUAUGACAAGUGGAGAAGCCAGCAAGAGAAAAUGAGACGGGAUAAUGUGAUCGCGCACUUCCCCAGAAGAGAACCCACAGCAAGUCAAGUAGAGAGAUACAUUGAAAGGCAGAACUGGGAGAAGAACAAAGUGAAAGUGGAGAAUGUCCUUUGUUACUGGCAACCUUCAAUUAACACUGACGCACCAAAAUACAACCAGGCAAUUAUGAAGCUGGUGAAGUCCCAGAAGUGGAAAGGACUGGACAUUGCCAGUGACCCUGAUAAAGGAAAAAAGGUCAUGACAACACGUCCAUUUGCUAAAGGGGAAGUUGUCUGUGACUUCCACGGUCUCCCACUCUCAGGGAAGCAGGGGAAAGAAUUGUUGGAAGCAACAGAGAACGACGAGACGGGGUUCCUUUACUUCUACAAGGAUUCAUCAGGGAAAACGUACUGCAUAGAUGCAAAGACUGUGCCCUGCCCUUGCCACCCAGAGAUGGACACAAUUGGACGUAGGAUAAAUCAUUCCAGAAAGAGUAGCAACAUAAAGAGUCAGCUUCAGCAAUUAGAAGAGGAUGGCAAAGUGUGGAACAUCAUCCUUUUCAUUGCCCUACGAGACAUUCAGGAGCAACAAGAACUGUUAUUUGACUAUGGGGUGUCAAGAAUAUCUUUUGGUGGAGAAGAUUUGGAACGGCUUGACAACUAGGUCCGUCAGCUUGAAAUCUGAUGGGCCUCAAAACAACCCCCCUUGGGUUGUGUGGCGGAGAUAAGAGAGUGACCUUUGGAGGUAAUCUUCUCAGCCUGUCAACAUUUCGUUAUUUUCUGUUGGAGAGGGGAGGGGCAGUUCAGUGAGCUGGAGCCUUUAAUUGCCCUGCCUCUGGGAGCCUGUCAGAUAUGGUCACUGCAUGUGUGGGGGUGGGACAAAAGGGCUAUCUAAGGCAUGUUGGGCAGGGCUGGGGCUCUACAGUGAAAUAACACAAUAAUAACUAAC
Molecule: messenger RNA, 2815 nt
Organism: Oncorhynchus masou masou (cherry salmon)
Lineage: Eukaryota; Metazoa; Chordata; Actinopteri; Salmoniformes; Salmonidae
Exons: 11
Coding region: 41-2530 (829 amino acids)
Molecular function (GO): protein binding
Source: RefSeq, a predicted model, not a curated record